Xenia sp. Carnegie-2017 is the source of this 1869-nucleotide messenger RNA. RefSeq names its product protein O-linked-mannose beta-1,4-N-acetylglucosaminyltransferase 2-like. Gene Ontology annotation, cellular component: endoplasmic reticulum. The transcript has a single exon. Gene Ontology annotation, molecular function: protein O-acetylglucosaminyltransferase activity; protein binding. The record is from RefSeq and is a predicted model, not a curated record. The coding region runs from base 73 to 1782 and encodes 569 amino acids. Gene Ontology annotation, biological process: protein O-linked glycosylation via mannose. Lineage: Eukaryota; Metazoa; Cnidaria; Anthozoa; Malacalcyonacea; Xeniidae.
UAAUGCUUUAACGAGGGGGGAGGGAAAGUAUACAUUAUAAGAUAAUAACCAGUCAUAGCGGUGAAACAAAUAAUGAGUUUAUUUUGGUGGCAAACCUGUUAUAUCAUUAUUUCACAUUGCAUAUUCACUCUUAUUCUUUACCAGCUUGCAGAAAAUAUCGUUAAUUCAAAUGAUUAUCAGACGGCUAAGGAUUUGUUUGAAAAAAAUAAGAAUGCAAAAGCGUCGUUGGAGUCCAGUGUUUGGUGUUAUGGAAAAGACAUCAAUGAACGAAUUUGUAAAUUCAGAAAUUUAUAUUACUCACCUUUUCUUGGAGAGUUCAUUUUCUUUCAUGGUAGAGCAACUACUGUUCACGAGGUUCCACAAGAUCGCUGCUCCCCUGCUUUGCUCAAAUUAUCUUCAGUUAGAAACCAUAAUCUACAUUAUUUUAAUUACCAAGACGCACCUCUCGAGGCUCUUGGUAAAUUUAAUCAUGUGGUAAACAUUCACCAACCAAGUUUGAUCUUUCAUCGAUUCAAGCCAAGCAACAUAAUGCAUGUAUUUCAUGAUGAUUUGAUUCCCAUGUUCCACACUUUACAACAACAUUUUCAAGAUGUUGACAAUGCAAAUGAGCAAUUUAAUAUGGAUGUGCAACUUGUCUUCAUGGAUAAAGAAAAGGAAGAUCCGCAUUUUGCUUUAUAUCAAUUAUUCUCUGAUAGACAGCCAAUCACCUCAUCACUACUUCACUCGAAAGGUAACCAAUCAUUAAUAUGCUUUAACCAAGCAAUAGUGGGCAUAUCAAAGGCCACUGCAUGGUAUGAUUAUGGGUUUCUCAAGCCACAAGGAGAGAUAGUAAACAGUACAGUCAGUAGUUUAAUUCUGAGACAGUUUACAGACUUUCUUAGUAAGAAACUCGAAAUUGAAUCUUCAAUAAAGAGGACAAACUAUGUACUUCUAUUCUCUCGUGAAUCAGAUCGUCUCAUUCUCAAUGAGCUGCAACUCACCUUCUCAAUUGCAACCACUUUUAAUUUACAAGUUAUUAGGGUAAGCUUAGAGAGCAAACAGCUAAAUGAGAUAAUUAGGUUAAUUAAAGGAUCUCGAGGGAUAAUUGGAAUGCAUGGAUCAAUAUUGAUCCUAUCCAUGUUUUUGCCUGAGAAUAGUUUUCUUAUUGAGUUGUAUCCCUAUGCAAUCAAUCCAAUCAACUAUACACCCUACAGAACUCUUGCCAAGAUUCUUGGAAUAACUUAUGCUGCAUGGCAAAAUGUCAUGAAGAACAAAACUAUCUCACAUCCAGACAGGACAAGAGAAGAAGGAGGUAUAAGGCAUUUAGAUGAGGUCAUGCAAGACAAAAUCAUGAAAACAGAUGAAAUUCCUCAGCAUUUAUGCUGUGAAGACCCUUACUGGUUGUUUCACAUAUACCAGGACACAAUAGUGGACACUGAAUCUUUCAAUUAUGUAAUGUCGGACAUUCUAGACCAAAUGAAGUUUCAUGAAACCGACAACACUGAACGAAUAAGAAAAUUUCCUGGAAAGGUAAAAAAGGUUUUGUGCAAAAUACCUGAUAAUGAGAAAGGUGUAUUUGUGACAUGGAAGCCACCAUGGAACAUACAAUUUUAUCAAGAUGUCUCCUAUGAAGUUUGGUUUCAUGAUGGUGAGAAUUAUAUGGCAUAUUCCCUUCAAAAUGCUACACAACAUGUAUUCAGUGAUAACAUUACACCUCACAGUUCAUAUAGUAUUUAUGUGCGAGGGAUAAUUAAGGACAAUAAGGGAACAUUUUCUGAUCCAUGUCAUAUUGUAACAAAAUAAUAUACAUAUUAGUAAAUUUUUACAUUCAUGAAGGCAAAAUAAAGUGAACAAAUAGAGAAUAAAGAUUCUGUAGCCACCUUUUUGCCA